AUGCAAAACUAAAAGUUUGCUAAUGAAGCUACAUACUCUUAAGAAGGCUCAUCUCUUAAUAAUCCGUCAAUAUAUUUAUCAGGAUAUGCUAUUAAUCCCAAUUAAAACGUCAAUUAAUCCUUACAGAUUCUUAAAUAAAAGAAUAAACUUGGAAAUCUAGAUGUAAUUGAUGAGAACAGUAAUGCUUUUUCAACAAGAAGAGAUAGCGAUUAAAUCAGAGGAAUGACUGCAUAAUAGUUCAAGCCUAAAAUGCAAAAUGACAAAACAAUGAACUAGCUCUAUAAUAGCAAUAGCUCUUAGCGCCAGCAAAGAUAGACUACUACUAAUAUGAAAAAUAGAAAGGUGCUCUAGGAAUCCUAAAAUAACAAUCAGACAAGGCAACCUCAAAACAUGAGUAUAGUACUAAUUUAGAAUCACUAACUAAAUCAGCAUACUCCAACUUAAGCUGAGGAUUUAAGAGGAGUUAGUAAUCGAUAAGAAUCUAAGGUUCAUAGUCUGCAGUCUACCUAGGUAACUAAGAAAAAGAAUGGGGCUAGGGAAAAUAAUAACCAAAUUAAGACAAUAGUGGAAAGUGUCCUUACUAAUCUUUAACAAUAAACCUGUGGUGCCAAGCCAAACAAAUAAAAGUAAUAAUCAAAGUCUAAGAAUAAAAAAUCCUUUAUUGAACGAUCUGAAAUUGAGCAUUCCCAACAGAGCCUGACAGACUAGAUAUAAUUGUCAUCAUUUCAAAAUUAGCCUAAAGAAUCACUUAUCAAAGCUAGUAAUCAUCACUUAAGAAAAUCUUCAUUCACAGAGGGUAAUAAGUUUGCUAAUCAGCUUUAACAGUUCACUCAGGCAGGCAAAAUUAUCAGCAAUAUUAGCAAUGAGAUGAUUCUCAGGCCUUAAACUUCUCAUUAAAAAGUUGAUGCCAUCUCAUAAAAUGUAUAGAUCAAGCGUUCUCACACACCUAAUAAUUUAAAUGCAAAAACUAAGAGCCAGGCACCAAGUGAUCUUGGUAAGUUUAUCAACAACACUAUCAAUCCAAACAAAUUAGAAAGAUUAUCACAGUAGCAAGCGCAUAACUAACAUUAAAUGACAAGAUAAACUAGCUAGUCAGAACUUAGUAAGUCAUAAUCAAAAUCUAAUUUAAACUUGCAAGCCCCUAAGACUCCGAAAAAUUCUGCUAAUUUAAAACUGCAUGUUAGUCUUGCUAAAUCUGCCACAAACAUCAAGAAGCAAUAAUAAAAGAGCUCGAACAAAAACAGAACUGAUAAAAGUUUGUAAAAACUGAAUCAAUCCUCUUGUGUUCUUUAGUAAUAGUAGCAAAAAGUUAUAGAGUAGUCUAUUUAAUAAAUGCCUUAAGAAAUUAAACAAAAAUCAAAGGCUGAAAUAAGGGCUUUCUUGAUAAAGACAUUGCCAGCUGUAAUUAUGGGAUUUAAGGUCCGAAGAAUUAUCAGAAAUAACAAGCAAGUUAAUAUGCUCAAAGCUGAACACAAUGAUCUAAUGAGAUUCAUAUUUGAGUUGAAGAUUGAGCUAGGAGAGUAGAUUAAGUCAAAUAAUAGGCAAGCAUUCUCAACAAAACAACUUCUAAUAUAGUCAAUAAAAGAUCUGAGCAAGAAAAAAGAUCAAUUUUAUUAGACUUAUAUUGAGAUUUAUAACCAUUAACACUGGAUUAAAAUUUCAAAGCCUCUGCCUAUUCAAUAAGAUUAAAAAAGAUUAAGCAACCAAAAAUAGGCUAUAGAGUAAGUUGGAUAUAACACUGUCAAGUCUUUCACAAAUACAAAACUAAACGAUUCAAUAAACACAUAAAAUAACAACACUCAAUAGAAAUAGUAAUAAAACUCACAUUUUUCACUUAUUAGUGAAAGCGAGCUCAAGAACGGCAGAAAUAACUAAAUCAGGAAUUUUUCUCAAAACAGAUCAGAGGUGCCAGCAUAGUAAUAUCAAAAGAUUAUCAUUAAAGAUGUCAGCAAAGAUCAACAAUUAUCAUUUGACCAUACUCUGAAAAAUCAUAAUGACACUAAGAUAAAGAGUAAGCUCGGAAAUUACACUGAGUUAUAAAGGUACUUAACUGGAAGCUAAAAGAUCAAUGAAGAGGAACUACAGAGUCAAGAAAGUUCAGAAUAUGAUUUAAAGAAUGGGUCUCUUUCUCAGAGAAAGCAAUACUUAAAAAAAGGAAUCUAAUCCAGAAAAUAUGACCCUAAACUUGCUAUUAAAGAGUAAAAGGAAAAGAAAAAGCAGCAAGAGAACGAAAAAAUUGAGGAAUAAAAACGACAACAAGAACUGCUUGAAUAGCAAAAGCUUUUAAAACAGCAAAAGCCUAUAUCCUCUUUUAUGAAUGUUAGAACUUCUGCGCAAUCCUCAUUAUAACCUGGUUAGUAGUAAUAACAAUAAAGUCUAUUCCAAAAACAUCAAUAACUAAACACUCAAGAAUCAUAUGAUUAAAAGGCUACUGAUGUGACAGCAGAUUCAAUUAUCCCUUAACCAUAAAUUUUAAGCACAGAACCUGUUGAAACUACUGAGUAGAUGAAUAGGGAAAACUCCUAGCAAAGAUUUUAGAGAUAAUUUAGUUCUAAGAUUCCUAAGAUUAGUACAAAGAGAGAUGAAUCCAAUUCUUCUCUUUACAGAAUAAACCUCAGAAACUCAACAUCAAUUGCUAGCUUAACUCAUGAUGAUAAGAAAACUGCACCUUAAGAGUAGAAUAACAUUAAGAUUGAAAGAUAGAAUCAAAGAAAUUAAAAUUAAAGUCAGCAUAAGGAGAUUCCUACACUUAAAUCUCAAAUAAUAGAGUAAGUCAAAAACCAAGUCUAGGCAACUUAGGCAUAGCUAUCAAAUAAUAACUCACUUGAAUUAUCAUGUCUAUCUGAGAGGAGAUCUAGUCAGAUUAUAAAGCGCAAUAGGGGUUCGAGAGAGACUAGAAGCUCACUAUCUCAAUAAUAAUUGAUUGACUUGAAAUCACAAACUAUCAAAACCAGAUAGUCAAUAGAUCAGAGUACUUCUGGUAGUACAAAAUUCCUACCAAGUGAGGCAAAGAAUAAGGACUUAAACUAAUCAAGCGAUUAAUUGCAUUAAUUAAUAUCAGAACUAUAGUAAGCAGAUUUAAACAAAGAUGCGAAAGUUAAGACUCUAGAAACACUCACAGCUAUAACAGGUAUGUUACAAAGCUUGAGAAAUAAUCAACUCAUUGAUAAAGAUGUGCCAUAAGCUAAGAGGAGAGAUGAAAAAAAUUAUCGCAUUGGCGAAGGAAAUAAUAAUAAUAAUGAGAAGUUAAAACAUACUUUCUAGAGUCUAGUAUAAAAUCUUCAAAAUGAGUUUAACAUGUUGCUUGAAACAAGAGAGAGAAGAUGA
Molecule: messenger RNA, 3327 nt
Organism: Stylonychia lemnae
Lineage: Eukaryota; Ciliophora; Spirotrichea; Sporadotrichida; Oxytrichidae
Source: the annotation of a GenBank genome assembly